This is a messenger RNA of Dendrobium catenatum, 3624 nucleotides long. RefSeq names its product FACT complex subunit SPT16-like. Gene Ontology annotation, molecular function: nucleosome binding. Gene Ontology annotation, biological process: transcription elongation by RNA polymerase II; positive regulation of transcription elongation by RNA polymerase II. The coding region runs from base 174 to 3368 and encodes 1064 amino acids. The transcript has 2 exons. The record is from RefSeq and is a predicted model, not a curated record. Gene Ontology annotation, cellular component: FACT complex. NCBI's taxonomy places the organism in Eukaryota, Viridiplantae, Streptophyta, Magnoliopsida, Asparagales, Orchidaceae.
CCCUUAGUGGUUGCUUCCUUUUCAUAUUACAGCUGUUGCUUAUUUUCUGUAAUAUGUGCUAGUUUCUGGAAUCUCAGCCCCGGUAAACAGUAACCCUAAAUUUUAUUUUUCUUACAGUUGGAAGGCGUGUAGAUAAGGCUACAUGCUUGAAGGGCAAAGCAGAAGUUUAAUUGAUGGCUCCAAUGGCUGAUCCUAGAAAUGGCAGCACAAAACCUCCAGCAUCUGGAUCUGCUGGUGCCUACACAAUUGAUGUUGGUAACUUCAGCAAUCGGCUGAAAGUGUUCUAUACUCACUGGCAGGAACAUAAGGCUGAUCUUUGGGGUGCUUCAGACUCUAUUGCAAUUGCAACACCCCCUCCUUCUGAUGAUAUUCGAUAUCUAAAAUCCUCAGCAUUGCAUAUCUGGUUGUUUGGAUAUGAAUUUCCAGAAACAAUUAUGGUUUUCAUGAACAAGAAUAUCCAUUUCUUAUGCAGUCCGAAGAAGGCUGCUGUCCUGGAAUCUGUAAAAAGAUCUGCUAAAGAUGCCGUUGAUGCUGAUGUUAUAAUUCAUGUCAAGCAAAAAGGUGAUGAUGUAUCUGCUUUGAUCGAUGGCUUAUUAAAUGCUAUUCAUUCUGAAUCAGAAAAACCUAUUAUUGGUAGAAUUCAAAGAGAAGAACCUGAAGGGAAGCUCUUGGAAAGCUGGGCGGAGAAAUUGGCUAGUUCUAAUGUACAGCUUUCUGACAUCACGGCUGGGUUUUCUGAAUUGUUUGCUAUCAAGGAUGCGUCUGAGCUUAACUGUGUGAGAAAGGCAGCAUAUCUAACUUCAAUGGUGAUGAAAAAUUUUGUGGUUCCAAAGCUUGAGCAAACUAUAGACGAGGAGAAGAAAGUAUCGCAUUCAGUUCUUAUGGAAGAGACGGAGAAGGCAAUUCACGACCCUGUUAAAUUAAAGGUCAAGCUGAAGUCUGAAAAUGUUGAUAUAUGCUACCCGCCAAUUCUUCAGAGUGGGGGAAAGUUUGAUCUGAGGCCAAGCGCAGCAUGCAAUGAUGAUAAUCUCUACUACGAAUCGGCAAGUGUGAUUUUAUGUGCAUUAGGGGCACGCUAUGGCAGCUAUAGCUCAAAUAUUGCAAGGACUUUUCUUAUUGAUGCCAAUGCUAAACAGAGCAAAGCAUAUGAGGUUCUCCUCAAGGCCCAUAAUGCUGCGAUCAAUGCAUUGAAGCCUGGGAACAUGCUCAGUUCUGCUUACAAAGCUGCUGUCACAGUUGUUGAGAAUGAGGCCCCUGAGCUUCUUCCAAAUCUUUCCAGGACGGCAGGGACCGGGAUUGGUCUUGAAUUCCGUGAAUCCGGAUUGACCUUGAAUGCAAGAAAUGAUCACAUGGUGAGCCCUGGAAUGGUUUUUAAUGUUUGUCUUGGAUUUCAGAACCUGCAAUCCCAGACAAACAACCCAAAGACCGAAACAUUCUCUCUGCUUUUGGCUGAUACAAUUAUUGUUGUGAGUGAGAAACCUCCUGAAGUCUUGACUUCAAUUUGUUCCAAGGCUGUGAAAGAUAUUGCUUAUUCUUUCAAUGAAGAUGAUGAAGAACAACCCAAAAUGGAAUCCGAGACCUCUAUCGCUGAGUCUGUCUUAUCCAAGGCGUCCUUGAGGUCAGAUAAGCAUGAUAUAUCAAAGGAAGAGCUACGGAGGCAGCACCAAGCAGAACUUGCGAGGCAGAAGAAUGAGGAAACAGCGAGGAGGCUGGCCGGCGGUGGGUCUGUUACUGGGAAUGCUCGGGGACCUGUGAAAACAUCAAGUGAGAUGAUGACCUACAAAAAUGUCAGUGAUUUGCCAUAUACCAAGGAAUUUAUGAUCCAGGUGGAUCAGAAGAAUGAGGCUGUUCUUAUCCCAAUAUUUGACUCUAUUGUGCCUUUUCAUGUGUCAACUAUCAAGAGUGUUACUAGCAACCAAGAUAACCGCACAUCCACUGUUCGCAUAAUAUUUAAUGUUCCCGGGACCCCAUUUGCACCUCAUGAUGCUAACACCGUCAAGCACCAAGGUGCUAUAUUUUUGAAAGAGGCAAAUUUCCGUUCGAAGGACAUGAGACAUAGCAGUGAAGUUGUGCAGUUAAUCAAGACCCUGAGGAGACAAGUAGUAUCAAGGGAGUCCGAGAGAGCUGAGAGGGCUACCCUAGUUACUCAGGAGAAACUUCAACUUGCUGGUAACAGGAUGAAACCAAUAAGAUUGCUGGAUCUAUCGAUACGGCCUGCAUUCCCCGGCCGUGGUAGAAAGCUCGCCGGAGCUUUGGAAGCUCAUAGUAAUGGUUUCCGUUAUUCUACUUCUAAAAUUGAUGAACGAGUGGAUAUCAUGUAUGGAAACAUAAAGCACGCCUUCUUUCAGCCUGCAGAGAGAGAGAUGAUAACGCUCCUGCAUUUCCGCUUGCAUAAUCAUAUCAUGGUGGGCAACAAGAAGACCUUAGAUAUUCAGUUUUAUGUGGAGGUGAUGGAUGUGGUUCAGACACUUGGGGGUGGGAGAAGAUCUGCCCUUGAUCCUGAUGAGAUUGAGGAAGAGCAGCGGGAGAGGGAUCGAAAAAACAAAAUAAACCUGGAGUUCCAUAACUUUGUUAAUAAGGUGCAUGAUCAGUGGGGGCAACAACAAUUCAGAGAUCUGGAUCUCGAGUUUGAUCAGCCACUCAGAGAGCUUGGAUUCCAUGGCGUUCCUCAUAAAGCUUCAUCCUUCAUUGUUCCAUCCUCAAGCUGUUUGGUUGAACUGAUUGAGACGCCACCUCUAGUGAUUACUCUGAGUGAAAUUGAAAUUGUUAAUUUGGAGAGGGUGGGCCUUGGGCAGAAGAGCUUUGACAUGGCCAUUGUGUUCAAGGAUUUUAGUAAGGAUGUAUUCCGCAUAGAUUCAAUUCCUUCAUCUUCUCUUGACGGAGUGAAGGAAUGGCUAGAUACUACUGAUAUCAAGUACUACGAGAGCAGGUUAAACUUGAACUGGCGACCUAUUCUGAAAACCAUUACAGAUGAUCCUGAAAAGUUCAUUGAAGAUGGUGGGUGGGAGUUUCUCAAUUUGGAAGCCAGUGAUUCAGACUCAGACGCAUCGCAGGAAUCAGAUCAAGGGUACGCACCCUCCGAUGUGGAUGUGGAAUCUGAAUCUGAAGAUGAAGCUAGCGAUAGCGAAUCCCUCGUGGAGUCGGAGGAUGAUGGUGAGGAUGAUUCAGGGGAGGAUUCUGAAGAGGACAAGGGGAAGACAUGGGAGGAACUGGAGAAGGAGGCAACCAGAGCUGACAGGGAGCGAGGUGGCGAGUCUGACAGCGAAGAGGAGAGAAAAUGGAGGAAGGCAAAAGCUCUAGGAAAAUCACGCAUUCCCGAUAGAAGAGAUUCAAAAGGUGCUCCUCCUAAGAGGGCAAAGCUUAGGUAAUAUGUUUAGAGUUCUUUGGAUGUCUUUAGCUGUUCAGGUGAUGCUAUAUUAUAUAGUUAUCCUCUACUUUUUAUUCCUUUAAGAUAGUUUGUGGUUUUGCAGCUUUAGCCAGCUUUAUUAUUUACGGGCACAUUAUGUAAUUUGCGUCAAUCUUCUCCCCAACUUUGUUGUAUGAUCUUCAUCAGAACUUCUGAAAUCUGAACUGAUUUUGUUAUAAUUACCCUUAUUGUAUGAUCUUCAUUCAUGUUUGCAGUCA